Molecule: messenger RNA, 1146 nt
Organism: Apaloderma vittatum (bar-tailed trogon)
Lineage: Eukaryota; Metazoa; Chordata; Aves; Trogoniformes; Trogonidae
Product: endoplasmic reticulum metallopeptidase 1-like
Exons: 7
Biological process (GO): proteolysis
Molecular function (GO): metalloexopeptidase activity
Source: RefSeq, a predicted model, not a curated record
GCUAGUCAUGGAUUCAUUACACAACAUGAAUGGGCCAAAUCAAUUAGAGCUUUUAUUAACCUGGAGGCAGCAGGUGUAGGGGGAAAGGAACUUGUUUUUCAAACAGGACCUGAGAAUCCUUGGUUGGUACAAGCAUAUGUAGCUGCAGCCAAGCAUCCCUUUGCUUCUGUGGUGGCACAAGAAGUAUUUCAGAGUGGUAUUAUCCCAGCAGAUACAGACUUCCGUAUCUACAGGGACUUUGGCAACAUCCCAGGAAUAGAUUUGGCUUUUAUUGAAAAUGGAUAUAUUUAUCAUACAAAAUAUGACACAUCAGACAGAAUUUUAACAGAUUCCAUUCAGAGAGCAGGUGACAAUAUUCUAGCUGUCCUAAAAUACCUAGCGACGUCAGAUAAGUUGGCUAAAUCUUUUGAGUAUCGGCAUGGAAAUGUUGUGUUCUUCGAUGUACUUGGUUUAUUUGUCCUGGCUUAUCCUGCUCAUGUUGGCACCAUCAUGAACUAUAUUACAGCAGCAAUUGCUUUUCUUUAUUUAAGCAAGAAAAUAUUACAGCCCAGAAGCAGAGCUAUUCAUAACCUGAAGAAGUUGUUUACGGCAUUCGGCUUAACGUUGAUCAGUUGGGUCUCCACACUGGUGAUGGUCCUUAUAGUGGCAGUGUUCAUCUCUGUCAUUGGACGAUCUCUUUCCUGGUACACCCAUUUCUAUGUUUCUGUGUUUCUGUACGGCACAGCAGCUGCAGCUAAGCUCAUCCUUGUGCAUACACUAGCCAAGAAAUUCUUCUACAAGGAUAUGAAUGAGCAGUACCUGGGAGAUAUUUUUUUUGAUACCUCGUUGAUGAUUUGGUCUUUAGCAUUGGCUAUGGUUACUCAGAUGGGCAUUUGUUCAGCAUUCAUUUGUACUCUAUGGGUAGCAUUUCCUUUACUUGCUAAGCUGAUGAUCCAUAAAGAAUUCAGCCAAAAAGGUGCCACAAUGAAGUUUGUAAUGAUGUACCUGCUGGGAAUGUUUGUUCCCUAUCUGUAUACGAUGUAUCUUAGUUGGACUGUAUUUGAAAUGUUUACACCUAUCAUGGGACGAAGCGGCUCAGAAAUUCCUCCAGAUGUGGUGUUGGCAGGAUUUAUUGUGAUCAUAACUGUGAUUCUGUCAUCCUAUUUU